Messenger RNA from Eurypyga helias (sunbittern), 2014 nucleotides. It is a transcript of the gene LRRCC1, whose product is annotated as leucine rich repeat and coiled-coil centrosomal protein 1. The transcript is spliced from 12 exons. NCBI's taxonomy places the organism in Eukaryota, Metazoa, Chordata, Aves, Eurypygiformes, Eurypygidae. The record is from RefSeq and is a predicted model, not a curated record. The annotation marks the transcript as partial. Gene Ontology annotation, cellular component: centrosome; cytoplasm.
GGAAGAGAAGAAGAGUUCCUCAAAGUGUGUACGCUCCAGUCAGAGAGACUCUAAUUUCAAUUCGUCAUCAGAUACUCAAGAGUUGGAAGUAGUGGGAAGAAAAGCUGAAAUACUUACUGGAAGACCAAGCAAUGUAGAAAAAGCUGAAGAAGUUAAUUCAAAUGCUGAAGAGGAAUCAACAUAUCGAGCAUUGGUUCAAGAACUGGAUCAGGAGAAAGAAAGGAGGUGGAAAGCAGAGCAAGCAGAGAAGACAUUAAUAGAGCGUGUCAGAGAGCUACAGAAACGUGCAAAAGAAGAAAAGAAUAUUCAGAGUAUGGCUGUAUACACUACAGACAGGUUAAAGGAAUUGAUAUUGAAAGAGAGAGAUGCUAAAGCAAGACUGCAAGCAGAUGUCCAGCAGCUGAAAGGUGAAACUGAAAGACUUACAAAUGAGUUAAAUCGGGCGAGAGACAAAGAAGCAGAACAUCAGAAGGCCGUGCAGGCUUUAGAAGAAACACUGUCCAAGAUGGAGACACAGAGAUUGCAGCAACGAACAGUAGAGAUGAAACAGGUGCAAGAAGCAGAGCUUAAAGCAUCAGCAAAUGAAAGAGAAGUACAGUUACUUCGAAUAUCCUUCCGACAGCAGAAGGAGAAGGUAAAACAACUACAUGAGCUUCUUAUAUUAAGAGAGCAAGAGCAAAGGAAAGAACUCCAAACCCGAGUUGCUUUAAAUGGACCUGAAUUUCAAGAUGCUUUGGCAAAAGAAGUGGCUAAAGAGGAGCAGAGGCAUGAACAACGUGUUAAAGAAUUUCAGGAGAAAAUUCGUGUGUUAAACCAGAAGUAUGAGGAGUUAGAAGAUGAAUUUCGUUUGGCUUUAACUAUUGAAGCCAAAAGGUUUAAAGAGGUAGAAGAGCGUUUUGAAAACGCUGCUGCUGAUCUAGCUGAACAUAAACAAGCCCUCUUUGAGCUUGAACAAAAGGAAAAAGAGAUGGCAAGUCUGAUCGAGGACCUGACAAGUAUAGUGAAAGAACAGAGAGAAAAGAUUGAAGAAUUAACAAAAUCCAAUGAAGAAGCUACUACAAAGCUAAAGUGUCGAACUGGAGAGCUUGAAACUCUGAUUGAGGAGGACAAACAGAAGGCGGCAGAAGUUGUACUUCUGAAAAAGGAAAAUGGAAAACUUAUCUCUCAGCUGACAGCCCAGGAAUCCGUGAUUGAUGGGUUAAAAAUGGAAAGAAAAAUAUGGGGGCAGGAGUUGGCACAACAGGGAGCUCAUCUUGCUCAAGAUCGGGGAAAACUGGAGGCCAGAAUUGAAGUUUUAACGAAUGAGAUUGAGCUGUUGAAAAAGCAAAAGGAACAGGACAGUGAUACUAUAAGAAUUAAAAACAAAAUAGUGGACGAUCAGACAGAAACCAUUAGGAGAUUAAAAGAAGGUUUACAAGAAAAAGAUAAACAAAUCAGAAAACAGCAUGAAGAGAAUCGGGAAGCUCAGAAAUUUUUUCAAGUACAGUUGGAUGAAAAAGCUGCUGAAUUGGAAGAGCUAAUGGCAAAAUUAGAAAGGCAAAGUGAAAGAAAAGAGGAAUUAAAGCAACUGCUAGAAGAAAAAGAAGUAGAACUUGAUGACAUUAGGAACGCACACAGUGCACUGAAAAAGAAGUGGCAAGGUAAGGGAGAGCUAUUAAGCCAGCUGGAGGUGCAGGUGAAACAAAUGAAGGGGAACUUUGAUAUCAAAGAGAAGAAGCUGAUUGAAGAGAGAAAUAAAAGUCUUCAAACUCAGAGGAUUGCUGUGGAAAAGCUUCAUGAAAUGAAGGAUGCUUUUAAAAAACAACUUGAGUCAGUGUUUGCAGCUCAUCGGGAAGAGCUAUUGCAGCUGGCACAUGAAAAGGAAAAACUAAUUGAAGCAGCAAAUGAAAAAGUUUACUGUGUUGAAGAAGAAAUGCGACAGCUUCUGCAGGAAAUGGCAGACAAUAAAAAAGCCAUGGAAAAUAAAAUAAGACGACUUACACAUGCACUGAACGAUAUUCAACACGACCUUUGA